AUGGAUCCUUCUGGAGAACACAUCACUUUGGCUAUCUGUCUUAUUACAAAAGGUAUCUUAUGGCCAUCUUAUUACAAAAGGUAUAUAAAACUGCUGAUUUUCAACAAAUAAAUAUUGGCUGUUGGUAAUAUUGUCAGAUAUGACAUAAAUAAAUGUUAAAAAAUCAAAUCUAGACCGUAUGUAGGAUCUUUUCAACGGGAGGGUGGUAAUACCGUCCUAUAGAUUGAAACAAGUACCCAAAUGUGAAUGCAUUCAAAGCCUUAAAAAAUUAUAGGUUGUAUUCAUUUUCUUGGGGGGGGGGGCAUCUACUAUAGGGGCACUUACUCCUGUUGUCCCCCCCCCCCCCCCCUGUGUACAACCUUGAUUCAAAUCAACAACAAAUUACAUUGGCUAUUUAUAAUACAAAUAUAGAAGAGGGAUACAGGAAAGUAUUAAUUUGUAUCAGAGGGAACUGUUCAGAGGAUGAUCUUUGACUGAAUAAAUGAGAAACUUUCUAAAAUCCUUUCCCACACGAGUUACAGUAUAUAAUUAUUCUGUUACAGAUAUUUGGAAUUGGUCAAUGAUGGUAAAUAUGAGUUGGUCCUUCUUCGUAUAGCAAAAGAGGUAAGUGUGUAAUGAUGACACAUGCUGGUGAUGGAACAGAUGUUAUCAAGCUGUGGUUUUGAAUACUUCAAUUUUAAGUAUGUCAAAUUUGACCCCAGGACAAAUCUGAACAUUAAUUUGGAGUUGUUUGACUCUUUUGAAUUCAUAACACUUGCAGAGUAUCUGCUUACGAGAUCCACCAGACUUUGCCGAUGUUCACUGCAUGUCUAAAUUAUAAAUUCAAAUAAAAACCCAUCAAAUGUUAACUAUUUUGAAUUUUGUGUUUUUUCACAGAUUGAUCUUUCGCCAUGUAUUCUUGCGCGAAUCAUCUUGGAAGAAUAUUUAUCUCACACAUAUUGCCAAGGCGAAAGUGGUAAAUGCAAUCAAAUGUACAGUACUACUGUAAGCCGCUUUGGUAUUGGGCUUGAAUUAAAUGUUUUAUGUUUUAAUUUACUCCCAAAAGAUGUCCUAAGCCACAUGAUUAAAGACACAUCCCUCAUUCCUAAUGAACGACUUUCUCGAGAAAUACAGCAA
Paramuricea clavata is the source of this 1116-nucleotide messenger RNA. The record is from the annotation of a GenBank genome assembly. NCBI's taxonomy places the organism in Eukaryota, Metazoa, Cnidaria, Anthozoa, Malacalcyonacea, Plexauridae.